Lottia gigantea (owl limpet) is the source of this 3225-nucleotide messenger RNA. RefSeq lists its product as hypothetical. The annotation marks the transcript as partial. Gene Ontology annotation, molecular function: mannose-ethanolamine phosphotransferase activity. The record is from RefSeq and is a predicted model, not a curated record. The transcript has 5 exons. Gene Ontology annotation, cellular component: endoplasmic reticulum membrane. Lineage: Eukaryota; Metazoa; Mollusca; Gastropoda; Lottiidae. Gene Ontology annotation, biological process: GPI anchor biosynthetic process.
UAAGGUCAGUUCAAGAUGAUCUCGGGGAAGAAACAGAUUGGUUUACUGGUCUGGCUCAGUUCAUUGUAUUUUAUUGGUGUUUUGAUAUUUACAAAGGGAUUUUUGUUGAAAAGAACCGUUGUUGAGAAAAACAGUAGCUGUGAAGCGGACUUCACUUUGAGUACCGACGAUCACGAUGAAGAAGGUUGCUGGAUGCACAAACGAUUCAAGAAGGCAGUGAUCAUCAUCAUUGAUGCUUUGAAAUAUGAGUUUUUGGAAUUUGACCAUAGUUACAAAGCCACAGACAAAGUUCCUCACUUUAAAAAUAAAUUACCAUUUAUUGAAAAUUUGCUGCAGAAGAGCCCCAAGAAUGCCAUUCUGACAAAGUUCAUUGCAGAUCCACCAACAACAACCUUACAAAGACUGAAAGGCCUUACAACUGGAAGUUUGCCAACUUUUGUGGAUGCAGGUUCGAACUUUGCCAGUACUGAAAUCACAGAAGACAACGUCAUUGAUCAAAUGGUCAAGGCUGGACGAAGAUUGAAAUUUAUGGGAGAUGACACUUGGCUUGGUCUUUUUCCUGGUAGAUUCAAAAAACAGUUCCCCUUUCCAUCAUUCAAUGUUAAAGACUUGCACACAGUUGAUAAUGGAAUUUUAGAAAAUCUGCUUCCAGAACUGAAAAUGAAAGAUUGGGAUAUUUUGAUUGCUCAUUUUCUGGGCGUUGAUCAUUGUGGUCACAGGUUCGGACCAAACCAUCCUGCCAUGUCUGACAAACUUUUACAAAUGAACAGUAUGAUAAGAAAUGUAAGUAAGGUAUUAGAUAAAGAUACAGUAUUAAUGGUAUUGGGAGAUCAUGGUAUGACUAGAACAGGUGACCAUGGUGGAGACAGUGCAGAUGAACUAGAAGCUGGUUUGUUUAUAUACAGCCCUGAAACAUUAACAGCUACUUUACCAAAGAUGAAGAAGAGAGAAGUAGCUCAGACAGAUUUGGUACCAACUAUUUCUUUAUUAUUAGGUCUGCCAAUUCCUUACUCUAGUCUUGGCAUGAUAAUUCCAGAACUGUUCAAUCAUUGUCCUUGGUCUAAAACAGCUUCAAGUGAUAUCAGACAAAUAUAUCAUACUGUUAAAGCAUUACGAUUAAAUGCUCAUCAAGUUCGAGAGUUUUUGAGAAGUUAUUAUGAAAUUUCGCCUGAAUUUCCUCAUCAGAAAUACUCAGAGUUAGAGGCUUUGAUAGAGCAUGCUGAAGGAGAUUUACAACAGUUAUUAACAGCUAUGGUGACAGAAGGAGAGUCAGAUAAUGUGUACAAUAGACUCAAUAUACUGAAGGAUCAUUAUGAAACUUUUAUUCAAGAGGCUAGAAAUAUGUGUCAGAAGAUAUGGGCCAAGUUUGACUUGGUGGCCAUAUCAUUAGGUUUGAUAGUUGUUUUCCUGUGUAUUUUAAUCAAUGUUUACUUCUAUUUGGCCCAUCAAAACGAAGAAGAUCUUUCACCUAUUUCACUUGCUGCUAUUUUUGCCAGUACUGUUGUGAUCCUGUAUGCCUUCCUUCAAGCAUUUUAUAUUGGCGACUUUAUAAAUCCGUUUAUGGUAUAUUUAUUCAGUGGUGUAAUGAUAGUCACCUUCAGUAUCAUGAUCAAAAAGAAUCUAUCUGUGUGGAAACGAUCAAAACGGGACAAAAAUACUCUGAAUCUCCCUUCAUUUGAAAACUUCUUCGCAACAUGUUUAAUGUUUGUGUAUGCGUUUGGCUACUUCUCAAAUAGCUAUGUGGUCUUUGAGGAUUCUGUGACAGCCUUCUUAUCUGUAUCUUUAAUAUGGUUGUUUGGUAUUAAAGCCAUAAUUGUGAACAAUAACAUCACCAAAGAAUCCAAAAAUGAUUUAAGUAUUAGGCAGGUUGUGAAAAAUAGAAAACAGAAAUUUGAUAUACUUGAAAAAGUAACUCAACCAAACUCAAUAAUUAUAUUAGUGUUAUUGAUUUGUAGCACAAUGUUUAGAUUAUUGUCGAAUUUCACUGUGUGCCGUGAAGAACAGAUGCCUUGUAAUGAUACAAUAUUUCUUCAACCAUUGGCUAACUUCACCCAAGAAGAAUUCAAAUUGAAAAAUCUACGCUACUUUUUUUCUAUAGGAUGUCUAGCAGCUUUUGUGUAUCUAUCACGUAAAUGGAUGAAACAUUUUGGAAAUUUAAAUGGAGAAAGUCCGGUUGUCAUGUGUGCUAAAUAUUUAAUUCCUUUUGCUGCGACUUGUGUUGGGCUCCAUUGGGCCGUUAUAGCUUUACCUCCAGCAGUAUUAGAUGCCUUGCCAGGCUGGCAACAAGUUUUAAUGGCACAGUUAGCCUAUGUUUCUAUCAUUUCAUUGAUUAUAUGUGUCAUCGUCAGCCCAUUAAGUUUAUAUCUAGUGUAUGUUAAAAACAAUCGAAAUGUGACACUACCAAGUGUUGAUGGACCACAGUUUAUACCUCAAGUAUUUCGACAAUUAAAAGACAACCUGAAUAGUAAUAGCAAAGAGAAGCCACCUAUGAUAUAUGGGCUAGGAACGGUAUAUUCCUCCAGUUUAAUAUACCUAAUAACUGUUAUUGGUGUAUUGUUAUCAUUAUUAUUAGGAGAUGGCUUAUCACCAGUUUUAAUUCUUACAGCUUUAACAUUUUUAUGUUUCCUGGAAAUUUACUCAGCUGCAUUCACAGAUGAAGAUUCUGAAGUUAGCUGGCCAGCUGUAGUAACCAUAGGAAUGAUUACCUCUCAUGUCUUCUACUGCACUGGUCACCAGGCUACUAUAUCAUCUUUACAAUGGAACGCAGCAUUUACUGGUUUCUAUGGAAACUUUAAUAAUAAUGUGCUUCCUGCAAUUCUUAUGACAUUAAAUACAUUUAGUGCUCAGAUAUUUCUCGGUGUUAUGAUGCCUUUAUUGGUAUUCUGGCCAAAGCUUUACACCAAAUUAACUCUAAUGAUGAAAAAGAAAUCUCAAGAUAGAAAUGAAAGGUGGCAAGGUGAUUUUGUAUUUUACGAUGAUGGUGAAAAGUUGAGACAGAUAUUCUACAGACUGUGUUUAGCUAUUUUCAUCUUUACAAGUAUAAAGUUAUUUGGAUCAAUGGGUGCUGCCGCUCUUCACAGAAGACAUUUAAUGGUAUGGAAGAUAUUUGCUCCAAGAUUUGUGUUUGAAGCUGCUGGAUCAUUCAUUAUGUAUAUCAUUUCUAUCGUGAUGUACAUGUUCGUUAUGAGGAUUGAUGAUUGUUUAUCUAGAUUUCUUAAAGCUUUG